CUCCCUCUCUCCCCUGUUGUUGAAACUCUCUCUCUCUAGAUUUCUUCAAACUCUCUCUCUCGGAAUAGUUUUGCAUAGUUUUUUCGAUUUUUUUUUCCAGAGUCUGAUUCUUGUAGUGAUGGAGAUGGAGCGCAUGACGGAAUUUCCCCACACCCACAUGGAUCGGAGGCCGAGGAAACGGCAGCGUUUGGGUUGGGAUGUUAUGCCUCAAGCUCCAGUUCCGAUUCAUCCUCAGGUGGCUCCUAAGGCUCAGCUAGGGUUGUUUUGUGGACAAGAAGUUGGAAAUGUGACAAGCUAUGCAUCUUCAAGGGCAACCCCAGACCAUACUAGUUCCCUGUUUGUUAAGGGUGUGGCUGGAACUGGUUCUCCCCCAUGGCGAGGAGAUGACAAAGAUGGGCAUUAUUUGUUUGAGCUUGGAGAAAAUUUAACUUCGCGCUAUAAAAUUCACAGCAAGAUGGGCGAAGGCACAUUUGGCCAGGUUCUAGAAUGCUGGGAUAGAGAAAGGAUGGAAAUGGUUGCCGUUAAAAUUGUGCGUGGCAUUAAGAAGUAUCGGGAAGCUGCCAUGAUUGAAGUUGAAGUCCUCCAACAACUUGGUAAACAUGAUAAAGGGGGGAAUCGUUGUGUGCAAAUACGGAACUGGUUUGACUAUCGUAACCAUAUCUGUAUUGUCUUUGAGAAGCUUGGACCAAGCUUAUACGAUUUUCUUCGGAAAAACAAUUACCGGUCAUUUCCCAUUGAUCUUGUCCGAGAGAUUGGCAGACAACUAUUGGAAUGUGUAGCAUUUAUGCAUGAUCUGCACCUUAUCCACACUGAUUUAAAGCCCGAGAAUAUUCUUCUUACCUCCCCAGAGUACAUUAAAGUUCCUGAUUACAGGGCUUCUGCAAGGUCACCAAAAGACAAUUCAUAUUAUAAGAGAAUUCCAAAAUCAAGUGCCAUCAAGGUGAUUGAUUUUGGCAGCACAACUUAUGAUCGUCAAGAUCAGUCGUACAUUGUGUCAACUCGUCAUUACCGUGCCCCAGAAGUCAUUCUAGGGCUUGGAUGGAGUUAUCCUUGUGAUGUAUGGAGUGUUGGGUGCAUAUUGGUUGAGUUAUGUUCGGGAGAAGCUCUUUUCCAAACACAUGAGAAUUUGGAACACCUUGCAAUGAUGGAGAGGGUACUUGGUCCCCUGCCCCAACAUAUGCUGAAGAAAUCAGACCGUCAUGCUGAAAAAUAUGUUAGAAGGGGUCGACUUGACUGGCCUGAGGGAGCAACCUCCCGUGAUAGUAUUAAAGCUGUUAAUAAGUUGCCUCGGCUUCAGAAUUUAAUUAUGCAACAUGUGGACCAUUCGGCUGGGGAUUUGAUACAUCUUCUACAAGGUCUUCUCAAGUAUGAGCCGAUGGAGAGGCUAACAGCACGUGAGGCCUUGAGGAAUCCGUUUUUCACCAGGGAUUAUCUCAGGAGAUCCUGACGAUUUCAAUGGAGUAAGAUUGUGCCAGGGAAGGAAAUGCAAUGCAUGCUGCUGUUUGUAAACCAUGGAAAGUUUAUUCGUGCUGGUUCUCUAUUAGUUACUUCUAGUUUGAAUGAAAGAUAACAGCUGUUAUCUAUUCUACACUCCAAUAUCAGCAAUGGAAGCAGCAGCAGUUUGUGCAUAUCGUUGGUAAAGAUGCUGCAAAGGCAGUUGCUGUGACAUCCAAUUUUGGCUUCUGAAAUCUGAAAUUGUUCUCAUUUAGAUUUUUAGUUAUGGGAAUACUAACACUGACUGAUGAAGUUGUGAUAUGAAGCGAGGGUUUGGAUUGUCAGCUUUGUACAAAGUGCUUACUUUUGACUUUCAGAUUAAUGGUACAUAGUGUGACCCUCGUGAUUAUUUCUAGGUUUAAUGGAAAUGUCUCCUUUAUUUUGUCUUGGCUUUUGUUUUUCGCUCCUUCUAUGGAUAAUAAAACUGCCGUAUUGCCUCGCGUUUUA
Molecule: messenger RNA, 1941 nt
Organism: Coffea eugenioides
Lineage: Eukaryota; Viridiplantae; Streptophyta; Magnoliopsida; Gentianales; Rubiaceae
Product: serine/threonine-protein kinase AFC2
Exons: 12
Coding region: 119-1447 (442 amino acids)
Biological process (GO): protein phosphorylation
Cellular component (GO): nucleus
Molecular function (GO): protein kinase activity; ATP binding
Source: RefSeq, a predicted model, not a curated record